Messenger RNA from Prunus avium (sweet cherry), 1024 nucleotides. Its product is annotated as late embryogenesis abundant protein At1g64065-like. NCBI's taxonomy places the organism in Eukaryota, Viridiplantae, Streptophyta, Magnoliopsida, Rosales, Rosaceae. The record is from RefSeq and is a predicted model, not a curated record.
CGUCUAGAAUCUCUAAAAUUCUCCAACGUUUCACAAUCAAAGACCCAAGAAAAAGAAAAUCAAAAUUUCCAUGAAACUCAUCAGCCUUUCCAGUUCUAAAUAUAUAUCUCCACCUACCAUUUUUGCUCCCUUUAUUUUCCAAACCUCUCUGAAUCACAGCCAUGGCUGCCAAAGAACAAGGCAAGCCCCUAGCCCCAGCCAACGCAUACUAUCUCCGCAGUGAUGAAGAAGAAGUUAUCGUCUCCUCACACAUAAAGCUCAGCCAAAGAAAAUAUGUAAUGUGCUGUGGCUGUGUCUCGGCUCUCUUCUUAAUCAUAGCCGUAACAGCCAUAGUUCUCGGCUUCACAGUGUUUCACGUAAAGGGCCCGAGGAUCAAGAUGAACGGGGUCACAAUCCAACGGCUGGAGCUUGCCAACGGAACCCUACGCUCGGGUACUAAUGUGACACUCCUAGCUGAUGUCUCGAUCAAGAACCCUAACGUGGCAUCUUUCAAGUAUGGGAACACAACCACUAGGGUUUACUACAGCGAGACGGAGGUGGGCCAGGGGAGGACUCCGGCAGGGGUGGCAAAGGCGAGGAGGACGAUGAGGAUGAACGUGACGGUGGAUAUUGUUCCCGGGGAGAUCGUGGUGGUGCCGGGGUUCAUGAGGGAGGUUGCAUCAGGGACGUUGAAGGUGAGCACUUAUACAAGGAUUCAAGGUAAGGUGAAAAUUCUUAUGGUCAAUAAAAAUGUGGUGGUGGAAUUGAAUUGUAGCAUGACGUACAAUUUUGGAAGCAAGGAGAUUGAAGGAGAGGACUGCAGGCGAAGGGUUAGUCUUUGAUUAUUACGAUUCACCGAAUCACAGGUUGCUAAAAGAGCAGUCGUUGUAUUGUAUGUAACCUUUUACCAUUACCAAUCAUCACAAGAGUUGAAGGCCAAAAUCUGCAAUUCUGGUCUCUUUUUUUUUUUACUUUGUCGAAGCAAUUUUUUUCUGUAUGCCCAGCAGGAUAGAAAAUAGAUAGAAAGAAAAAGUCAGACGUGACA